Daldinia decipiens is the source of this 1277-nucleotide messenger RNA. RefSeq names its product O-sialoglycoprotein endopeptidase. The transcript has a single exon. NCBI's taxonomy places the organism in Eukaryota, Fungi, Ascomycota, Sordariomycetes, Xylariales, Hypoxylaceae. Bases 91 to 798 code for a protein of 235 amino acids. The record is from RefSeq and is a predicted model, not a curated record. Gene Ontology annotation, cellular component: EKC/KEOPS complex; cytoplasm.
CUGCAGUCCGUCGCCGUCGCCGCGCGCACCCUCGCCCUGCUCUGGCGCCUCCCCCUCGUCGCCGUGAACCACUGCGUCGGCCACAUCGAGAUGGGCCGCCAGAUCACCGGCGCCGCCGACCCCGUCGUGCUGUACGUCUCGGGCGGCAACACCCAGGUCAUCGCCUACGCCGAGCGCCGGUACCGCAUCUUCGGCGAGACCCUGGAUAUUGCCGUAGGCAACUGCCUCGACCGCUUUGCGCGCACCCUCGCCAUCAGCAACGAUCCGGCUCCGGGCUACAACAUCGAGUUGCUGGCUCGGCGCUCCAAAGGUCGCGUCUUGCUUGACUUGCCGUACGCGGUUAAGGGCAUGGAUUGUAGUUUUAGCGGUAUCCUGACUGCGGCCGAUCUGCUAGCCGCGCAGAUGCGCGAGCAGGAGGCGCGCAUUGCGGCGGGCGAGGAGGUCAAGGAGGAGGAUAGGAUUACGCCCGAGGACCUGUGUUACAGUCUCCAGGAGACUAUUUAUGCCAUGCUCGUCGAGAUCACCGAACGCGCCAUGGCGCACGUGGGCAGUAACCAGGUGCUCAUUGUUGGUGGCGUAGGAUGCAACGAACGUUUACAAGAGAUGAUGGGACAGAUGGCUAAGGAGAGAGGCGGGAGCGUGUAUGCGACUGACGAGCGCUUUUGCAUUGACAACGGCAUCAUGAUCGCCCACGCAGGUCUACUAGCCUAUGAGACAGGAUUCCGUACGCCCCUAGAGGACAGUACUUGUACGCAACGAUUCAGAACAGAUGAAGUCUAUGUCAAAUGGAGAGAUUAAGAGCAAGUCUAAUAUGCCCAAUUGUGAUUGUGCCGGAUUUCUCUAAAUUUAUUACCAGUAUUGUCUAAAUGGAUUCCGUAUGUUCUGCCUGAGCAGAUAUAACCUUUACAUCAUAACGCAUCCUUCUAUGGUUUCAUGAAAUCGUAUUAUCCUCAUACAUAGCAACCCGAUUUUAUAAUUCGAAUCGUUGCGCAACGCAUUUUACACGAGCAACCCAUUGCUGCAACCCAUUACUGAAUUCAUCACCUUCUUGCUGAUGCAAGACGCGGGACACUGAUCGGUGCUGCACUCCAAAUCCCGGAGUCGUGUUCUAAGCACAGCAUAUAGAACUUCUCCCUGUCCUGAUUACAAGCCCAUAGCGGGACGUUUUGCCAUCAUUGAAAUAAGCUCCCAUACAACAGGAAAUGUGACGUAUCCGAGGGACAUCCGACACAAUCUCAUACUUUUACCACGAACAUCGAGAAAAAAAAAAAAAAAAA